Peniophora sp. CBMAI 1063 is the source of this 2091-nucleotide messenger RNA. The record is from the annotation of a GenBank genome assembly. Lineage: Eukaryota; Fungi; Basidiomycota; Agaricomycetes; Russulales; Peniophoraceae.
AUGAAUAACCCAUCGCCUGAUAACGACCUCGACCCGCUGAAUCGGUUCUGGUCAUUGUACCUGAAGCAGGCCGAUAUGAAAGACAGAGAACGUUCCGAGAGAUGGAAAGGAGAUACCGAAGGAAUAUUGAUCUUCGUGCGUGAUAUGUCUGUCAUCUCCGGCAGUGUUCAGGCGAUGACGAGGCGACAGACAGGUCUCUUUGCCUCUACUGUCGCGAGUUUUGUCAUAGCGAGCUAUCCCGCGCUGUCACCUGAUUCUGGAGAGGAGACUGUAGCCCUCCUCAGACAGCUCGUCACACUCAUGAACGCGACUCAUCCUACCGACGUUCCUGCCCCACAUAGUGCACCUGCUUUCUCCGCAUCUACCACCGACGUUUGGGUCAACGCUCUUUGGUUUGUGUCACUCAUAGUCUCCAUAUCGUGCGCCCUUCUUGCCAUCAUGAUUCAACAAUGGAUUCGCCAAUACUCUCUGGACACGCAUCGGGGCAUAACUCCAAGCGCCCGAGGGCCGAUACAGUCUCUAUUGUGCACCGGGACCCAAAGAUUCAAGAUGGAGGACGCUCUUGAGCUAGUGACGUUGUUUGUGCAUGUCUCGGUGGCGCUUUUCUUCGCUGGUCUCAUCGUGCAACUGAAAUCUCUCAAUGGCGUUAUCGGCACUGCAGCUACAACCCUUGCAUCCUUCAUUGCGGCCGCAUACAUUGCUCUUUCAAUCCUGCCGCUUAUUUACCUCGAAUGCCCGUACCGCACGCCUCUCACAGCCAUUACUGACUUGGCAAUUGUUCUAUCCAUCACCUUUUGCACGAACGUGGCGAGUGGUGUCGAUGCCCUUAUACCCUUCAUAGUUGCUAAACCCAAGCAUCUCAAUGUGAACCCCAGGCUUGCUACUUACUGGAAGGGAAGACUAGAGAUAUGUAGACGUGACCGCGCGGAACUACUCAAAGCGAGGGCCGUUCAUCUCCCUUUCAAAGUCUGGUUCUAUGUCAUCGGAUGCAUGUGGAAGUGCAUCGAUAACGUGGACGAGAUGGGCCAAUUCUUCAUCAUGGUUGCGCCAAUGAUCGAGCCUCGUCUAUACGAGGACCAGGAUAACGAGCAGCUUGCUGAUGUGCAGAAAUAUGAGAUUUGCUCCUUGCUGUUUCAUGAUACAGACAUACUCGUGAAGGCGGCUGUCCUUAUGAGACUAUGCGAUUUCCGGUCAUGUCAUCCCUCCGAGCUUCCGGACCGCUACGAUCUAUUAGCAAAGUCCUGUCUUUUUAUUCGUGCGUUCGUCCUCAGAGUCAUAUCAGGCAACACCGCCAUGCCGCGCAACACUGGGUCAUUGGCCGAUCCGGCCAAUGGCGACGAGUGUCUACAGGUUACCAAGGCGUAUCAGCCAAUCAAUCAGCUCAUUCACGAGAUCAUAGAUCAUCCGAUGGCACAAAACACUGGGUGUCGAGCAGUGCUUCAUUCUCUGUCGACGUAUAUCGUGGCAUAUGUUGUUCAAUCAGCGAUGCUGGGCAUCACACAUGCCGUGGACGAUAGUAGGAUUACAUCCCAGCCUCUCCCAGAGCACCACUGCGCCCCUUUCAACACUCAUCGUACCAAUGGCCCUGGGGCGGACUGCACGAUGUCUUUCGCGGGGCUUAGCCAGAGACUCGCCAUCAUGAUCUACCACAUCCCUGACCAGGGAGAUUGCACGAGGUGCCGCCUAUUGUAUCUGGUCGCGUUCCUCUUGAGCAUUGCGUCCAAUGGCGCCGACUCGGAGGCGUAUUUUACGCUCAAUGAGUUGUCUAUGAUAUGGCAGCCAUUCCUAGGACUUCUGCAUGUAGAAGGGCGUGAAGGAUUCAACCCUGUCCAUACGCUUAGCGGAGCAGUCCGCCAUCCUCCCGUCGAUUUCGUCAGAACCAUCAUCUCCCACGUAUUCGAUCACAGUGAGAUUCACCGUCUUCGACGUGAUCCAGGGCCUUCCAACGCGCCAACCGUCGGGGGGUUUCCUCGCACUAUCAGGUCCGAAUACGUCGACGUCAUGAACAACCAUCCCAUUCUUCUCGACGUGUUGAAGGACCUGGCGUUGUGGUCUGGAAUCUACCAUGAUGAUUGCACACAGACGUCAUGA